Molecule: messenger RNA, 2502 nt
Organism: Dictyostelium discoideum AX4
Lineage: Eukaryota; Evosea; Eumycetozoa; Dictyosteliales; Dictyosteliaceae
Gene: fsjC
Product: rRNA methyltransferase
Exons: 2
Coding region: 1-2502 (833 amino acids)
Biological process (GO): rRNA methylation; rRNA processing
Cellular component (GO): nucleus; nucleolus
Molecular function (GO): rRNA methyltransferase activity; RNA 2'-O-methyltransferase activity; methyltransferase activity
Source: RefSeq, a predicted model, not a curated record
AUGGGUCAAAAGAAAAAGAAGUUAGCCAAGGGUCGUUUAGAUAAGUUUUACUAUAUGGCCAAAGAGCAAGGUUAUAGAUCUCGUGCUGCUUUCAAAUUAAUUCAAUUAAAUAAAAAAUACAAUUUUUUGGGUACCGCAAAAGCUUGUUUAGAUCUUUGUGCUGCACCAGGUGGUUGGAUGCAAGUUGCAUCAAAAUAUAUGCCAGUUCAAUCAUUAAUUGUUGGUGUAGAUUUAGUACCAAUUAGACAAGUUAGAAAUUGUAUUGGUUUAACAGAAGAUAUUACAACACAAAAGUGUAGAACAGAGAUUAAAAAAGCAUUGAAAACAUGGAAAGUUGAUGUAUGUUUACAUGAUGGUGCACCAAAUAUGGGUACAUCAUGGGUACAAGAUGCAUAUCAACAAGCGGAAUUAACUUUACAUGCAUUAAAGUUGGCAACUGAAUUCCUUACUACUGGUGGUUGGUUUGUAACUAAAGUUUUCAGAGGCUCAGAUUAUAAUUCAUUGAUUUGGGUAUUCAACAAACUCUUUAAAAAAGUUGAAUCUACUAAACCACCAUCAUCACGUAAUGCAUCAGCAGAGAUUUUCGUAGUUUGUCAAGGCUUUUUGAAUCCAAAGAGAAUCGAUCCAAAAUUAUUAGAUCCAAAAUUCGUUUUCAAGGAGAUUCAAGAAGUUAAGAAAGUCGAUGUUCUUUCAGAGAAGAAAAAAGUCAAUAGAGCUGGUUACGAAGAUGGCGUCACAGUAUUGUAUAAAAAAGGUUUCAUUUCAGAUUUUGUCAAUAGUAAUGAACAUCUUCAAGAUCUUGCAAAUUUCAAUGCCUUUGAAUUUGAUGAAGCCGCAAAAAUCUUUGAACAACAUGAAUUGACCACACCAGAGAUUAAAGAGUUGGUUAAAGAUUUGAAAGUUUUAAAUAAAAAUGAUUUCCAAAAAAUCAUUAAAUGGAAGAAAGCUAUGGCUGCCUAUAAAGAGAAAUUGGAUAAUCCAGAUGAGGAAGAGACCGAGAAACCAGAGGAAAAGAAAGAAUUAACCGCCGAAGAAAUGGAAGAGAAUUUGCAAGAGGAGAUGAAGGAGUACUUGGCUUUGGUUGAAAAGAAAAAGAGAAAAGAAAAGAAGAGACAAAAUGAAUUAAAACGUAAACAUCAAAGAAAGAUUGAAUUAACAAUGCAUAUUCCAGGUGAUAAAAUUGAAGAAACUACCGAUGGUGAUUUAUAUUCAAUGAAGGGUAAAGAUGAAUUUGAUGAAGAUAUUGUAGCUGAUCAUAGUGAUAUCAGUUCUGAUGAAUUUGAUUCAGAUGAUUCUGACGAUGAUGACGACGAUGACAACAAUGGUGAUUCAAAAUUAAUUGAUGAUGAUGAAUAUCUUGAACAACAAUUAGAUGAACAAUAUAAAUUAUAUCAACAAAGAAUUAGAAAGAAAGCAGCAAAAUUAGAUGAUGUUAAAGUUAAAAAAGAUAAAAUCGGUCAAGAUGGUUAUAAUGAAGAUGAUGAAGAAUUUGUUGAAGAACAAGAAGAAUCAAAUCCAUUAUUAGUUGGUAAUAAACGUAAAGAACCAGAUGCUCAAGCUGUUAGUUCAUUAUUUUUUGAUAAUGAAUUAUUUGGUGGUGUUGAAUAUAGAAAUCCAGGUGAUUCUGAAUCCGAACCAGAACAAGAUGGCGACGACGACCAAGAUGAUGAAAAUAAUAAACCAAUUGAUAUUAGUAAAUUAAAGAAACAAAAACCACAAGCUGCUCAACCAAUUACAAAGAAACAAAAAACUACAAACAGUGCUGAAUUUGGUAAACAAAAGAGUAAAUAUCAAAAGAAUCCAACAUUGGAUGAUAAAGAUGAUCAAGAUGAUGAUGAUGAUAAAGGAAAUAGCAUUAAAGGUUUCGAAGAAGUACCAGUUCAAGAAGAGGUUGAAUAUGAAUCAGACUCGGAUGAAGAUAUUGAUGAUAAAAUUAAAACUAAAGCAUUGGGUGAAUUCUUGAUUAGAAAGAAAUCAAGACAAGAUUUAAUCGAUGAUUCAUUUAAUAAAUAUGCAUUCAAUGAUACAGGUUUACCAAAUUGGUUCACUGAUGAUGAAAAUCGUCAUAAUAAAGCUCAAACUCCACUCACCAAAGAAAUGGUCGAUGAAAUUAGAAGAAAGAUUAAAGAAAUUGAUGAUCGUCCAAUCAAGAAGAUCGCAGAGGCUAAGGCUAGAAAGAAGUAUCGUCUUGGUAAGAAAAUGGAGAAAACUCGUGACAAGGCAAGUAGUAUCGUUGAUAAUCCAGAAAUGUCCAAUCGUGAGAAAUCUAAAGCCAUUGAAAAACUUUACUCUGGUACUGAUAAGAAGAAUAUGAAACCAAAGAAGAUCAUCAUGAUUGCUAAAAAAUCAAAAACUGCUGGUGGUGGUACUGGUAAAUACAAGAUCGUUGAUAAACGUAUGAAGAAAGAUUUAAGAGCUCAAAAGAAUAAAUUAAAAACUGUUGGACGUUCAAAAGAUUCUUCUAAAAAGUCAAAACCAAGUGGUGGUAAAAAUAAGAAAUAA